GAGCUGUACUCAAGCAAUUGUCUUGUGAACACCCAGAGACAUACAGCGGCGCGAUGCUGUUCUUGUCUCGACGUUUUUCAAGCUUGCAUGACCCGUCCAUUCGGCACACCACUACAUUCAGUUGAAGAGAGCUGAGCCAGCCAUUUCUGGCAUUUUCUUUGACUUAAAAGAGGAGAACCAGCUCUUCUUCGCUGAGGCGUUGGCUACUGCGUGAACUUCGAAAUGUGCCUUUCGGCAGAACACAGUAAUGUGGCGGACGAGUCGUCGCCGAUCUUCGCGAGUUGUGGCUGGGGUAGCAUCCUUUCCCUUUGCCAUGAGCGCACAUUUCCUUUCACCUGUCAAGGGAUCUCACACCGUAAAACGCUCUAAAUAAAGAACUCGAGUCCCCCCCCCCUCGCCUCCGCGUCAAAGCGGUAUGACAUUCCAGUUGUGUCGGCUGUUUCGAUGUGGUGGCGAGUCUCCAUCUGCCCCAGAAGGGCAUUGCUCACAAGCAGGAUGUGCUAUUUGCAGCUUACUUGGACUGCUUUCGCCAAGAAGUCUAGAAAAUUCCAUGGAACUACCUUACCCUGUGCAACUAACGCACAAAGUGUCGAGGUAGAAAGUCGUUCCUGAUGCUGGUCCCGUCUCGAAUUGUUUCGGGGCUUUCUCUGCUGCUCUUCCUUCUCUGCACCUCUCACCACUUUUACGGGCCGCUUAUUAUCAAGAGGGGAGAAGCAAAUGUAUUUCUAGCUGUCCAACCAACCACCGCCCUUGUCCCCUGUUUCCGCCAGUGCCGAGAAUCCACGCAAUGCGCCGCAUCUCACAUGCUUUCUCCAGGCUCGACUCCUCUGCGGGUUUCUGCCGUUUCUCUCCCUGCCCCGUUCUUCGCACCUCCCGCUUCCUCCAGUUCCCGAGUUUUUGUAGAACGAGAACUCUCAGCUGUGCAGCAGCUCUGUGCGGCUCCAGCGAACGCCCCUCAGGGGUUGCCUGGCUUUUUGCCAGGCUGCACUCUCCACACCUCCCUUUUCUCCCCCGUUGCACCACUUUCGCGAGAGUUCCACAAACUCAGACGCCGGAACGCAUUUUCCAAUGGCCGCGCAGAGGUGACGCCGGGUCGCGGCAGGGCUGCGCGUUGCCUCCGGGCAGCCGUCAGAGACCGACGUCUGCCUUCGCUGGCUCUCGACCAGCUGCAGAGACUUUUGGAGGCAAAGCAGUAUGAGGUGAAGCUUCUGGUGGAGAAGCACGGCAGCUUGCUGGAUCCGCUUACGCUCCGUCAGGCGUACGUCCACCACACGUUGAAUUCGAAGUUGACGGAACGCAUGCGCAUCCAGCCAAACGCCCAGGAACGCGACGAGAAGAUUCGAGCCCUGCACGCAGCUCGCUGGGACGGUAGCUGCAGAGAGACACGCGAAAAAGAAGGAGAGGAAAGACGCCAGGAAGGGAACUGCGAGCAUGUACGCAAGAAACACAGCCGCCUAGUCGGUGAAGAGAAACCUGGCUACGACCUCCAGGAAGUCCUUCAGGAAACGGAGACGCCGCACAGGCUGAGUGUUGCCUGUGAUCUGAAGCGACGGAGCUGCACAAACAUGGCUGUCAAUCCUCGGCGGCUGUCGUACCGAAAUCCAGGAGACAUCGCUGUCGACUGUGCUAGCGCUGGCGCAGAUAUCAUCUUGGUGAAUACAAACAAAGAAGGCUGGGGCGGCAGCUACGAUGAUCUGCAGGCAACUACGAAGGCACUUCGUAACGCGUACACCUGGUCGGACCGACCUGCGGUUGUGAUGAAGGACAUCAUCAUUCACCCGAUCCAGGUGGCGCAGGCUGUUGAAGCGAAGGCUGAUGGAGUUUAUUUGCAUUUUUGCAUCCUCGGCAAAGAUCUGGAAGAUUUGCUCUUCGCCUGCUCAACCAUGGGAACCCAGGCACUCGUCGAAGUGCACAGUGAGGCCGAGGCCCAGCAGGCAGAAGACGCUGGCGCCACGCUGCUGGUGGUCAAUCAGUGGGACCGCUACACAGGUCGCCUCGUCCCUGAGCAGGCGCUCCGAGUCCGGAGUGUCUGUUCUCCUGAGGUCAUCGUGCUCGCUUCCGGCGGCCUGAUUUCCUUGGCGCAGGCGGCAAAGUGUGCAAAGUGUGGCUUCGAUGGAGUUGUCCUCGGACAAGCUCUUACUCGCCCUGGGGCGCUAGACUUUAUUAAAGAAGUCAAGUCUUGGCAAGGCGCUCCUCGCGAGCUCGUGCAUCUCUUUGCCCCCAAUCCACGUGGAGCGGCAGCAGCGGCCAGGGGCCUAGAAGACGCCGCUGCCGCAGUCGAGGAGGAGGAAGCGGCGCUGAAGGCCGAGCGUGAAGCCCGUCGAGCCGCAGAACGCGCCCGCUCAAAAGAAGGGCAAAACCCAACCUCUUUAUCCGACGGUGAGGCCUUUGUGGUCGACACGAAAGACGCUGAAUCGAUAGAUGACUCCCUGGACGAAGAAGACGACUUGGACGUGGCGGAGAAGGUCUUCGAGGAGGCGAAGCGCGGGUGGACAUGUCACACCGGAGCAGAGAGAAAAAAAGAAAAUUUUGACGAGAAACCUACUGAGAGGCGGCGCGCCUGGGAAUCGGAGCCAGAUGAUCCGUCAGCGCGAGACAGAGGAGGGGUCAGGCGAAAGGAAAGAGCAGAAAGCUGCCAGGAUAGGAUCCGCAACAAAGGUUUUGGUUGUCCUUCGCUGGCCGAUUCUGAAUUGUAUGAAGACGAGAACUCGGAAACGCUAGGUAAAAGAUGUGGACAGAUGCAGGGCGGCGCAGGUUUGCGUGAAGAAUUUACUGAACGGAUUCUCCGACUGUCAGGGCCGGACUUCCAGCCUCGACAGCCGGCGGCGUCUGCCUUCGGUUCGCACACAGUGCCAGCUCGAGAAGGGGAUGCAGUUGGUAGGGCGCAGUCUCUCUCGUCGCUCAAUGACAACUGUGGAGACUCUGCAUCUCCUUCCCGCAAGUCUGGAGAUGGCGGCUACCCAGCCCCGCCGCCGGGCAUCGUUGAUGUGUCAGGCGAGGAGGACGAGCAUUCGCAGAGGGUCGGGAGUUUCCACGCAUUUUCCAGUUUACGUGCGCCGGAUAAUAGCAGCGGGCGAGAGCGAACAGAAGACCCGCAGAAGAAGGCAAAUGUCUUCGACAAGAGCGACUCUGCCCCCAACGAAGAGCAGGUGCUCCGGGCUUUCACGCGCGAAUUGUUAGGGCAGAUCGCGCGCGAACGGCAAGUGCACCGGAUGGCGGAGGAAGAGCACCGAGAUCAGCAACUGGCGAUGUUUCGGCAGUACCAACAGCUCGCUCGGGCGUUUUCGGAGGCCGAAACGAACACCGAAGCCGUCAGAAACGGCUCUUUGUUUGUCCCACCUCUAGCCCUCCAGGAGCAGCUCCAGAGUGAUCCGCAUUUCCGGGCUUCGGGGCCUGCAAAAGAAGACCUCGACCCCCUGGCUGUGAUGGCCCAAGACGCCGACACGGUCGCGGAACCCUUCAAAGAGGCCUUCCCUAACGACCCCGCUCGCGCAGCCGCUGCAUGCACAGCCGCAGCGGCGGCGGCCGUCGCCGACCCCGCAGGUUUCGCUGCCGUGGCGCGGGACCAUCUGGAGAAAGCAGCGGAGAGAGGUGCGUAUACGCUGGCAGAUGCGAAUGACCCAGCGAUGGCCCUCAGCGCGGCUGCCCCGACUUUUGCCGCCGCCUCUGCCACCGCCGCCUUGACUGCUGCGGUGGCCCGGGGUGAACGAGACGCCUCUACGGCAGCCAAGGCGGCGGCGGCAACUCUCAAGGGCACUAACCCUCCGAAUCCGAAUGCCCUUGCGGCCUUGGCGGCUGCGGCGAUUCAGAGAAGGAAGGCCUCAGGCAUUCGCCCCGACCUUCUGGGGGUCCCCUUAGUGCAGGCUGGAGGACUAGAGUCACAGUGUGGAGAGGAGCAGAGACUCGCGACAGUUGGAGGCGACUCGAAGAUCGUGGGCGCUUCGCUCACACCACAUGCAGACUCAGGCUUUUCGGGGACCGUAGGUUCCAGGGGCGAGGGGAGAGGAGCACCGGGCGGGGACGCUGUUGUGGGUUUGGGGGGCGGACAGGAUGAGAAAAUGGAGCUGUUUGACGAGGCUGAACUCGAGCGAAUUGGGCGUCUGUUCUUCUCAGAGGAGGAAUUAGAUGGAUUUCUCAAAGAAUUGAGGGCGAAGAAAGCCACGCGACAGUCCGCGCAGGAAAGCUCCGGUGCAGGGGGACCUGGUAGUCCUCUGGGCUCGGAGACACACGCUGAUCGGAGUACAGAGGCAGGGUUUUGUAUUAGUCAACAGCCGGAGAGAGCAGGCGAGGUAUCCUUUGCUCCACACCAGGAAGCAGCUGUUGACACUCAGGCUGGUGUUAGGACAGGCACCGAAAGUUCGUCCCCAAUGUCUCAAGGGCCAAUCGUGAAAGAGAAGCAGUCGGAUGGUGAAGAGCACGAAGCGCGAGAUGAUGAAGAAAAGGCACACUCGAAGCAAAGCGCUGACGAGAAUGGGUCUUAUCAGAACGUUCAAAUGGAGAAGGCGCGGGGGCACUCUGGAACUCAAGACAGUGUCGAAAAUCAAGAACCCGAUUCUUCAAAAGGCAGUAGACAUCCUUCUGAAUCAUAUUCUGAGCCGCAUGCACCGCUCUCCGAAGCUGCCUCAAGGGACCUUGGCAGUGAAACAACUGGAGGUGGACCUGCGUCCAGCUGGCGAGUCGAGAAAGUCUCCUUCAACACACAAGAGUGGUUCGCGCGGGCGGAUCGCCGAAAGAAAGAAGACCACGAGUUAGAACAGCAGUUUCUCCAGCAGAGUCGCCAGGCAGCGGCUCAGAUGCUUCCAUGCAAAAGCGAAGAAGCCGCCCAAAGAGGCUUAGAAGCCAUCGAUGCUCCGGAAGCCGUUUCGGCAGCCGGAGCGAGCGAGAAAGGCGGUGAUGCCUCCUUCGGGGACGGGGGGAGAGAAACGUUUUCUCGUUUUGGGAGACAUACCCCUGAGCCGUCGCUGACGACUCCAAUGGACCAGAUGGAGGCGUUUCUGCCGUUUUUCCAGGGCCACGGGAGUCACCAUCACCUGGACGAUCCUCCUGAGGUGCAGGAACGCAUGCAGCAGGAGGCUUUUCUCGAAGAGCUGAAGCAACGCGGGAGCGGUGGAUCGUCUUCCGAGGCGUCUCUCGACGACUCCUCCCGCGGGUUGCCACGCACUGGCCACCACGCCUACGAGCUCCUCAAAGAGCAGCAGAGGCUGCAGGCAGAACGGCGACAACUCCCGCCCCCCGCAGCGGCUCUCAAAUCAGAUGCCGUCACCGCAGCAGCCUCGGCUGCAGCUGCGGCUUUGGCAGAGGGAGCCUCUCCCCAAGCUGCUGUUCGGGCAGUCAAGCGGGUGACUUCAGCAGGCACUUCCAGAAGUCCCGAACGCAGUUCCCUCGAAGAAGAAAGAGAAGAAAAAGGCGCUUCUACGCAAAAUCCUUGUGGAGAAACAGAUAACAAGGGCAUCCCGAGGUCAGAUGCGGCAACUGCUGCCGCUGUUCAAGGAGCGAUGUUGGGCGGCGAACGCGGUGCCUACGCUGCGCUGCUGGGUACCAGCAGCCAAGGCGCUGGAGGGUUUUUCGAGAGCUAUGUUGAUGAUCUAGCGAAAACUGGCGGAAUGGAAGUGGAGACUAGAGAAGACUGAAAGCCACAAAGGCUGCGUGCUUGUCUGUGUCUCGUACCUGAGUCAUAUUCAGUAUCCUAGGGAUUACAGUGUCUCUGUAUUCGAUUUGAGUUACGCCUUUCUGGAUCGCGGAUCAUUCGUAGAGACAAUAUCUACGUAUAUUAUGACUACCACAAUGCGUGGUCUAGCUAUGAUCUUUGUGUUAUCAAUGUUGGCUUUGCACGGAGAAUAUGGUAACUUCGUUGUACCCAUCUAUACUGGUGGUUCAGAAGUCGUUAUGUAACUGCCGACUGGCGUGUCGGGCGCAUUUUAAAAUGCAUGCCACUACAUACAGGGGACUGUCCGUGGCGCAAAGAGAUCCUCACAUUUGCGAGAAAUGCUACUUCAGCUAACACUUCCUCGCUGCAGCCAAAGCUUUGGAUGCCGUGGCGGCGUACUGUUGCAAUGGACCAGGUUUUUUUAUAGAGCCCACGCGCGAAUCGGCCGGGAAGCAGCUGAAGUGCAUUCGAAAAGGAUUACGCUUGUCAUUAUAGAAAGGGGUAGGCGUACUUUGUGUGCUACAGAGGAGUGUUGUUUGUUCUAUCAUGUUUCAUUCUGUACGCGCCCACGCAUGACACUCAUGUAUGCGGAGAAUGAUCCGAAUACGCGCGGACACACAGGCGCGUCUGGACACUGAAAAGUGAACGCAUGCAACAUCAUAAAUGCCCAUCCUGCGGCUACUUCUUUAACUAGGUG
Molecule: messenger RNA, 6344 nt
Organism: Toxoplasma gondii ME49
Lineage: Eukaryota; Apicomplexa; Conoidasida; Eucoccidiorida; Sarcocystidae
Product: indole-3-glycerol phosphate synthase domain-containing protein
Exons: 6
Coding region: 612-5630 (1672 amino acids)
Biological process (GO): L-tryptophan biosynthetic process
Molecular function (GO): phosphoribosylanthranilate isomerase activity; indole-3-glycerol-phosphate synthase activity
Source: RefSeq, a predicted model, not a curated record